This is a messenger RNA of Gadus macrocephalus (Pacific cod), 1763 nucleotides long. RefSeq names its product dysbindin domain-containing protein 2-like. The record is from RefSeq and is a predicted model, not a curated record. Gene Ontology annotation, cellular component: cytoplasm. Lineage: Eukaryota; Metazoa; Chordata; Actinopteri; Gadiformes; Gadidae. Gene Ontology annotation, biological process: negative regulation of protein kinase activity. The transcript is spliced from 4 exons. The coding region runs from base 283 to 915 and encodes 210 amino acids.
GGCGCCCCCUCCUGCCUGACAGCGGCCAGUUGGUACGCCCCGCGCCGUAGUGUCCGAAGAGACAAGUGGUCGAUAGCCGGAAUCCCUCGAAGGAGACAUAGGGGUUAAAAUUGAGCUCCGUGACUCUGGGAGGAGAAAGACCGCAUGAAGCAGUUUAGCUAAACAGUCCCAGCUGAAGAGCUGGACAAUGACCGGUCACUGUACGAGCUAGACCAUAUCUGUAUUGUGGCUGUAUCGAGUUCUGCUCCUUUAGCAUCAUCCCAAGCACUGAGCAGCAGCAACAUGAACUCCUCGGCAGCAAACAUCAACAGCAAACGCCUUCCAUCGGAGGGCGAGCCGGGCCAGCGGGGAGCAGACGUGGACACGGCAGGCCAGCAGCUGAGGCUGAAGGAGCGGCGCUUCUUUGAGGAGGUGUUCCAGCACGACGUGGACAUGUACCUCUCCGCCGCACACCUGGCCAUCCGGGAGCACCGACGACCUCCCAUCGGCAGCAUAUCCUCCAUGGAGGUGAACGUGGACCUUCUGGACCAGAUGGAACACUUCGACAUCUCAGACCAGGACGCCUUCGAUGUGUUCUUCAGCUCUGGAGAAGAGAGCAUGCUCAACUCUCCACUGCCAGGUCAGGCGCCCGGGAACAACAACAACAACAACCACCACGGCGAGGUCGUCCACCACGGACUCUUCCGCCACGUGCUGGAGGGGCUCGACGGCAAGUCCCGCGUGUCCUCCACCUCCUCUGAGUCCUCCACCAACAGCCAGAGCCCUGCCGCCAACGGCAACGGCAGAGACACCCCCCUGGCGUCUCUGUCGGACGAGGAGGGGGAGGGGACGGAGAGCAGCGGGGGGCUCUACGGCGCCACGCCCACAGAGAGAGACACAUCACAGGCGCCGUCGGCCUCCUCCACGACGACCUGAAGAUGGACGCGACCGUCGGAUCCGAGACACUGUGGGAUCGCUGCAAAAUGAGCGCAGUAGAGAGAGAGCCACGGAAUGUGUGUGGGUGUGUGGGGGGGGGGGGGGGGGUACAAAUGAAACUUCUCAGAUAUCGUCGAACGUCUUCCAAACACAGUUUUUACUACGCAGGUCUACAGCCCAAAGGUUAGGCUGAAUGUUCUGAAUGGUCUUUCUUCCCUGCUCAGAGGAAAAUGUUUAUUUUGAUUUGUGAUGUGGGAGCUCGAUGAUGAUUAGUGUAUAAUUAUUUCUGGGGCUAAGGUACUAGAAUUUUGAUUUGGGAUGAAAUAUCGUGAGUAUACAUUCCCAGUUUCUUUUGUAAAAAAAAAUAUACAUAUACUAUUUUCUGUACAAUAAAAACUGUGAUGAAUAUGGAAGCAAAUCACUGCCAUAAUGUUUUAGUUUCAAAUAUAUAUAUAUAUUUUUUAUCAUUUCACUUGAACUGAGACAACUUUAUAUGCCAUAUUUGAAUUACAAGAGGUAAAUGCAAAACAAAUAAAUUCUAACGACCUAGUUUUCAAACUGUAGUAUUGCAAUGUUAUGAAAUGGCUGCAUUCAAUGGCUGUAAAUGGAAAUUCCAUUCCAUGUACAAAAUUCAAUGGCUUUUCAAUUCAAAACAUUAUGGUUUGUGAUUUGCUUCCAUCAAAAGACAAAUUCACCAAAAUAUCUUAUGAACGACUUAAAACACACCAAUUAAUCUUCUAAAGCUUGGAUUUAAAACAACAGAUAAUCUUGAAGAUAAUCUUCCUUUCAGAAAUGUAUUUUAUCUUCCUUCUUAUAUUAUUACUUAAGAAUAAAAACGUACAAAUACA